Molecule: messenger RNA, 3015 nt
Organism: Babjeviella inositovora NRRL Y-12698
Lineage: Eukaryota; Fungi; Ascomycota; Pichiomycetes; Serinales
Exons: 2
Coding region: 1-3015 (1004 amino acids)
Biological process (GO): ribosome-associated ubiquitin-dependent protein catabolic process; rescue of stalled cytosolic ribosome
Cellular component (GO): RQC complex
Molecular function (GO): ribosomal large subunit binding; tRNA binding
Source: RefSeq, a predicted model, not a curated record
AUGAAACAACGAAUUAGCGCCCUCGAUCUUCAGAUCAUCACGUCGGAGCUCCGUAGUAUCGUUGACUACCGCCUUCAGAACAUCUACAAUGUGGUAAACUCAAACCGCCACUACGUGUUCAAAUUCUCCAUACCGGACCUGAAAAAGAACUUGGUGGUGGACUGUGGCGCCAAGCUCCACCUCACGGACUUUGCACGCUCGACCGAACUGACGCCAUCGAACUUUGUCACGAAGUUACGCAAACACUUGAAGACGAGACGCUUGUCGGGGUUGAGACAGGUCGGCAACGACCGGAUUCUCGUCCUAGAGUUCAGUGACGGGCUCUUCUACUUGGUGUUUGAGUUCUUUUCCGCGGGGAACAUCAUCUUGUUGGACCACACACGCAAGAUUUUGUCGUUACAGCGGUUGGUCGACGAGAAGGAGAAUAACGGCCGCUACGCCGUUAACAGCUAUUACACGAUGUUUGGCGACGAUUUGUUUGAGACCGAGUACACCUACGAGAAGAAGGUCUACACCGCGGAGGCAGUCCAGGCAUGGAUCGCCAGGGUCCCGGAGCAGCUCCAGGCGGAGCAACUCCAGGCGGAGCAGAGCCACUUCCACAAGAAGAAGAAGCAGUCCACCACUAUGACGAUUCAGAAGCUUGCGUUUGUCAACGCCGCUCACUUAUCCUCCGACUUGAUCAAGACGAAUUUGCAUGCCCAGGGGGUCAAUCCGUCGCUGAACUGCACGGAAGCCGAAUUGGAACCAGUCGUCCGGGCCUUGAACGAUGCCGAGGCGGAGUAUGUCCAUCUCAGCGGUGAAACCGUGAAGGAACUUACCGGAUUUAUUGUUGCGGUGGAAAACCCGCUCUUCAAUCCGGAGGCCGAGUCGAGCGUGAACACCAACGUCGAUCUUGAGUAUCUCUACGAGGAGUUCCAUCCGUUCAGACCGUCAGUAAAGGAUGCGAAGAAGAAGGUCCAGAUCAUCGAGGUUACGGGGUACAACAAAACUUUGGACAAGUUCUUCUCCACCAUCGAGUCGUCCAAGUACUCGCUCAAGAUUCAGCAGCAGGAGCAGCUCGCGGCCAAGCGUCUCCAGCAGGCGCGUUCGCAGAAGGACAACCAGGUCCAGGCACUUGUUUCUGUCCAGGAGAACAAUAUCCGCAAGGGUGAGGCCAUCACGUAUCACGCGGAGCAGGUUGAGGCGGCAAUGGGCGCAGUUCAGGCGUUACUCGACCAACAGAUGGACUGGAAACACAUUGAGAAAUUAAUCAAGGUCGAGCAGCAGCGGGGAAAUGCCGUGGCCAAGACGGUCAAGUCGCUAAACUUGCUAAAGAACAAGAUCGAGUUGCGCUUACCGGAUAUGGACGAGCUUGAGUUCGAGUCCGACUCGUCAUCCGAGUCCGACUCAGAUGGUGAAUCGAAGCCUAAAAAGGCCCAGCAAAAGCAAAUCACCGUCACCGUUGACCUUGGGCUCUCUGCGUUUGCCAACGCGCGCACGUACUUCGAUGCCAAGCGUACAGCCGAGGUGAAAAAGUCCAAGGUUGAAAAGUCUGCCACGCUUGCGCUCCGCUCCGCGGAGAGGAAGAUCCAAAUGGACUUGCGUAAGAAUCUCAAGCAGGAAACGGACGUGUUGAAGGCGAUUCGCACAAAGUACUGGUUUGAGAAGUUCUACUGGUUCGUCUCUAGCGAGGGGUAUUUGGUGGUGGCUGGUCGCGACGCGAUGCAGACCGACACUUUGCUCUCGCCGGAGAACUUUAACCCCGAGACGGAUGUGUUUGUCACGUGCGACCUCGACAACUCACUCAAGGUGGUGGUCAAGAACCCGUACACCAACUACACCCUUGCCCCCAGCACGCUCAUGCAAGCAGGGAUGUUGGCCAUUUCCACGUCGAAGGCGUGGGAGAACAAGAUUUGCACUUCUGCGUGGUGGGCCAAGGGAACGGACGUGUCGAAGUAUGACUUUGACGGUACGUUGUUGAAGCCUGGUAUGGUCAACGUGACUGCUGAAAAGCGUUACCUUCAGCCAUGUCUGUUGGUGAUGGGCUUUGGAUUCUUGUGGCUCGGGGAUGCAGAGGCGACACAGAAGUACCGGGAGUUGAGAUUGCAGCGGAUGCAGGAUGUUGGGUUAGAGCUUGUGCAAAUGAAGAAGGAAAAGAAGGAAAGGAAGAAGUUUGUGAGGGAAGAGAAGAAAGAGGAAGAGAAGAAAAAGGAGGAGAAGAAAGAGGUAGAGAGCGAAGUGAAGACAGAUGAUGAGUCUAUUACUGAAUCGAUUGCAUCUAUGGAUAUCAAAUCCCUGCCGUUGAAGAUGCCGAAGGUGGUGCGUGGGAAGAAGGCCAAGUUGAAGAAGAUUGCGACAAAGUAUGCUGACCAGGACGACGAGGAGAGACGGAUGCGGAUGCAGGUCUUGGGGGUCUUGAAGCAGGUGGAGCCAGAGAAGCAGGAGGAUGUGCCAAAAGGCAAUCCCAACCAUAAGAUUGACAAUGAGGCGAUGGUUAAGGUUCAAGAGACGCGCGCGAGACGCGAGCGCGAAUGGGCCGCACGCACAAGCGCGAAGCAAGAGGGUGCUGACGCGAACGAGGCUCUCCUCUCCGACAAUGAACUUUCUGACGACGAGCCACCAACGCAUUACCUCGAGAUUUUUGAUUCGCUCAUCGCCAAACCACAAUCGCAGGAUGUAUUGAUAGACGCGGUGCCAGUCUUUGCGCCGUGGCCCGCGUUACAGAAGUUAAAGUACAAGGUCAAGAUCCAGCCGGGCGCUUUGAAGAAGGGCAAGACCGUCGCAGAGGUCGCCAACUUCUUCAUGCAACGUGCGGUCGUUGCGUCUCCCGAGGAUCGUGGCAAAGACUUGGACGUUGACUGGCCUGAGGAGCACGAGUUAAUCAAGAGCAUGAAGGAUGUGGAUUUGAUCUUGCCUAUUAGCUGUGCUGGGAAGAUGAAGAUUGUCGCUUCGGGUGGGAAUACCGGGGGUAAUGGAAAUAUUGCCGGGUCCUACGGCACCAAGGAGGCCAAAAAUAAGAAGAGCAAGAAAAAGUAG